Molecule: messenger RNA, 1288 nt
Organism: Arabidopsis thaliana (thale cress)
Lineage: Eukaryota; Viridiplantae; Streptophyta; Magnoliopsida; Brassicales; Brassicaceae
Product: RING/U-box superfamily protein
Exons: 1
Coding region: 112-1089 (325 amino acids)
Molecular function (GO): ubiquitin protein ligase activity
Source: RefSeq, marked reviewed
CUAAAAUCAUUCAUCGAUUCAAUUUCUUUUUCAAGUGACCACAACUACAAAGAGAAAGAAAAAAAAUCAGAAGCCACCAGAUUUGAUUGUUUUUGUUUUUGGUUUGUAAUCAUGUUUACAGUUCUACGCGUGGAUUUCAGUCACAAAAUCAAAGACGAUCCUAAACCAGAAGAAGCGGGCAUAAUUAUAGUCAAUGCAAUGAUCUACCGUGAAACUGAUACCUUGACUUUGACGACGUCGUCGUCUGCCGACGAACUCAUCAGCGAUGAUGGCAACGAGUGUCAAAUCAAAAUGGAUUUGAUUAAUAUCUUGAAGGUAGCAGGGCUCAGCGACUACGAUACUGCACAUAUGAUGUAUCACUUUAUUCCCCAUGUUGCUGAAAUAAUGUCUUCCCCAAGUGAAGGGUAUUCUCCAGGGUCUGCUUUAGAAGUGUCGUGGUGUCUUCUUCUUCUCGAUGUGAGUCAUAUUGAGGCAGCGGUUAAAGUCUCGUUAGAUUACGAAAUCAAACAGGAUCCUGAACCAAAAGAUUCCGGCGGCACAAUCAGAGUCAAUGCAGUGAUCAAGAAUGAAAAUGAUAUCUUGACUUUCACGACUUUGACGUUUGUCAACGAAUUCCUCAACCAAGAUUUUUGUCUCGUAGACUGGUGUAAUUUCAUGAAGGAAGCAGGGAUCAGCGACCAAAAUAUUCCAGUUGUGAUUUAUCAUAUUUUAUAUGUUAUUAAAAUAACUUCUUCUGCAAGUAAUGGGCAUUCUCCCGGGUGUGCUUUACAAGUGUCGUUGUAUCUUUUUCCUCACGACGAGACUGAUAUCGAAGAAGCAGUUCAAGUCUCGUUUGACGAGACCACUAAUUUCUGUUUGGGACCCGCAAGCAAACUCGUGGUCAAGUCCUUAACCAGGAAAAUAUAUGACAAGAUUAAUUAUACAGGCGAAAGAUGCACAAUUUGUUUGGAAGAGUUUAACGCUGGAGGAAUACUUGUGGCUUUACCUUGUGGACAUGACUUUGACGAUGAGUGUGCCGUAAAGUGGUUUGAGACCAAUCACUUUUGUCCAUUGUGUCGUUACGAGUUGCCACGCGAAGAAGAUCAAUGAUGAACUAGGUUUCUUAAAUAUAUGAUAGAACAAUUUACGAGAUUUUUCUAGUUUUUUUUUACAGAAUAUUGCGAGAUUUUCUGGUUUUUUUUAAUCCUUCUACAACAAAGGCUAGUGUUAACCGGCAACAUAUUCUUUAGAUAAUUUUUGUAAUCCUUAAUGCUUCGGACUAGAAAUUAACAAAGUUCGUUUUUUUGUU